Molecule: messenger RNA, 1032 nt
Organism: Vicia villosa (hairy vetch)
Lineage: Eukaryota; Viridiplantae; Streptophyta; Magnoliopsida; Fabales; Fabaceae
Exons: 4
Coding region: 109-1032 (307 amino acids)
Molecular function (GO): zinc ion binding; nucleic acid binding
Source: RefSeq, a predicted model, not a curated record
AGAAGGCAUUUGGAGGAGGCUAGGUCUUGAAGAGGAGAGCAAGCUUACAUAAAUAUCAAUCCAAGUGCUAGGGUUGUAGAGUUUUCUUCAAUCCAAACAAGUGACGCUAUGGCUGGGAGGAAUGAUGCUGCGAUUGCUGCUGCUUUGGAAGCGAUGGCUCAGGCUAUGCAGAACCAACCGAAUGCUGACGAGAAUGCUGGAUCUCGUAGUUUGGCGACUUUCCAAAGGGAGAAUCCGCCUGUGUUCAAGGGUACGCAUGACCCUGAUGGUGCUCUUGAGUGGUUGAAGGAGAUCGAGAGAAUCUUCCGUGUUAUGGAUUGCACUCCUGCACAGAAGGUUAGAUAUGGCACUCAUAUGCUGGCUAAGGAAGCAGAUGAUUGGUGGCUUGAGACCCGUAGGAGGUUGGAGGCUCAUGGUGAGGAGAUCACUUGGAUUGCGUUUCGCAUGGAGUUCUUAAGGAAAUACUUUCCUGAGGAUGUCCGUGGUAAGAAGGAGAUUGAAUUCCUUGAGCUGAAACAAGGGAACAAGUCUGUUGUGGAGUAUGCUGCUAAGUUUGGUGAGCUGGCUAAGUUUUACCAAUACUAUGAUGGUCCGAAUGGUGAGUUUUCCAAGUGUAUCAAGUUUGAGAAUGGGUUGCGUCCUGAAAUCAAGAAAGCUGUCAGUUACCAGAAGAUCCGUAUUUUUGUUGAUUUGGUUGAUAGUUGUCGGAUUUAUGAGGAGGACAACAACGCUCAUUAUCGUGUUAUUAAUGAGAAGAGGGGCAAGAAUCAACAAAGCCGUGAGAAACGAUAUGAUACUAGUAAAGGGAAGCAAAGAAGGUGUUACCGUUGUGGUAAGACGGGACAUAUGUCAUCUGCCUGUAAGCAUAAGGAUGUUGUUUGCUUUAACUGUGGUGCGGAGGGACAUAUUGAUAGCCAGUGUCAGAAGCCAAAGAAGACAGCUGUAGGUGGUAAAGUGUUCGCUUUGUCAGGAACUCAGACAUCUAGUGAGGAUGGUCUUGUUAGAGAUUGGGUCUCCCCUUGUCUGCUAUGA